Messenger RNA from Ornithodoros turicata, 1058 nucleotides. RefSeq lists its product as uncharacterized. Bases 95 to 1018 code for a protein of 307 amino acids. The transcript is spliced from 6 exons. Gene Ontology annotation, molecular function: protein binding. Lineage: Eukaryota; Metazoa; Arthropoda; Arachnida; Ixodida; Argasidae. The record is from RefSeq and is a predicted model, not a curated record.
UGCACGUCUUCCGUCAAUGCCUUCGCUCGCUGUUCCUUCGACAUAAAGGAUUAUCGUUACUGGACUCGUGCAGAAUUUCUGUCGUGCGUCACUCAUGAAAGUAUUCCUUCGAGCUUCGAUCGUAUUGUACUCUUUGUGCUCAACCGCUGCUAUGGGAUAUAAACCGCAGCUCUACAGCCACAUUAACUUGAACCAGUUCUGCACGGGCGCGGGCGAGGCGAACACCGAGCUUUAUAACGCAUCUUCGCCCAAGUCUUCAGCCAUUGUGGUUGCCACUCAGCGUCGACAGCGACUCGAUAGCCAAGAGAAGUGCGAACAUGAAGUGUCCACCGUUGGAGGAACGGGUCUCAUCAUCACCAUAAUAGAGAUGAAUCUUCGCAAGGGCGCUGCCGAGGGAACAUGCAUCGACUUCCUUCAUUUGGUCACCCGCUUCCUGUUUACGAACGACAACGAUAAGAAGUGUGGCGUCGUCACUCGAGACAACUUUACGGAAUCCACAUCUACCUAUCCGGUCUGCAUCACCCUUUACGUCAAGACACCAGUGUCUUACUUCGUCGAUAAGAACCUUGUGAAGAUUGUUCUGACCAGUUACAUUGAACCACACGAUGGCAAGUGCGAUGCUGGCCUAUUCAAGUGUGACAAUAACCGCUGUAUCUUUAUGGAGUAUCGCUGCGACACUGUCAACAAUUGUGGGGACAACAGCGAUGAGGCCAUGUUUGGACUUUCAGCGUGUGUGAUGCCCAUGCGGUCCCUUAUCCUGAUCGUAUUCGGCGUGACCAACUUCACGAUAACUUGGUGCGCAGUUUUGUACUGCUGCUUGCGCAGCGCGAUUGCUACUGCUAAGAAGUUGCAAGAGGAACGUUGGGGCUCUACAAUGGCACUGACGACAACGGCCCGGGGCAGCAGCGCGCAGGAUGUAACCGUAGAAGGCUUUGUCCAACCAGACGGAGGGGACGCCCUGAGCACCGGACCAAUUGAUUCCACUGCCCGACUUCGUCCAGGAGCAUUCAAAGCCUAAUCAUAUUAUGCGUACAGUUAGUAAGAAAGAUUCUACUUAA